AUGGUCCUUUCAAGUUCGGUGAGCCUUGGGAUUAGAUACGGAACUUUGCGGACGUGUUCGAGGAUUGCAGGAUCGGCUCCUCUGCAGAUAGGUCGCUCAAAUACGCGUUUAUUCUCGUCUUUGUUGCAGCCCUCAAGCCGACGGAUUCUCGUGCUUCAGGGCCCUACUGCGUCUAGGAAUUUUUCAAUAUGGCCUUUGAGGGCGAUUCCAACAGCAGAAACACAGGCUUCACUCCCACCAGCGCCAACCGAAGCCUCUAAUAUUGAUGAUGUGGUUCCUACCCCCUCCUUCGCCUCGACAGUUCCUUCAGAAUCGAUUUCAGCAGCCGAUGCCUCUGUUAUGUCAGAUCCAGCUGCCUCCCUCGAUCCUUCUUCUGCCGUGGAGUCCCUGGGUUCAACCAUCACGGAUACCCUCAUCCAAAACGCGCCUACCGCUCUCCAAUACGGUGACUUUGCCGCUAUGGGCCUGGCAGGCUGGAGUCCGGCAGGCAUCAUCCGUUGGUCGUUUGAAAUAAUCAACGUUACCACCGGUAUGCCCUGGUUCUGGACCAUCGUCGCUGGUUCAGCAUUCUGGCGCCUCGCAUGCGUUCCGUUCGCGCUCAAGGGCCUGCAGGCCUCUGCGCGCAUGCAGCCGCUCCAACCGCAAAUCAUGAAACUCCAGCAGGACGUCAAACGCGCGUCAGAGUCGAGGGACCGGCUGGAACUUCAAAAAGCCAGUCUGGCCAUGUCGACGUUCUACAAGGAGAACGGAAUCAACCCGUUUGCUGGUUUGAUUUCGCUCAUCCAGAUGCCAAUUACCCUUGGGAUCUUCUUUGGCGUGCAGAAGAUGUGCAAAUUGCCUGUGGAACAGUUGACCCAAAGUGGGAUUGCGUUGUUGCCUGACCUGACGGUGGUGGACCCAACCCUGGUCUUACCGAUUGCAUUGUGUGCGGCAGUCAAUAUGCAGAUUUCGCUUGGUGCGAGAGACGUCAACACCAUUGAGAGGCCGGGCAUGGGCCACUUCAUGAACGUGAUGCGCGUCUUGACGAUCCCGGGUGUCUGGUUUAUGUCUAGUUUCCCUGUUGGACUCCUGGUUUCCCUACUGACCACUGCAAGUCUGACGGUUGCGCAAACUCUCGCCCUCCGUAGCCCUGCCGUUCGACGUGCCCUGACCAUCCCAAUUCCUCCUCCGGAGACGAGGGGUAAACUUCCAUCAAUGUCUUCCACGCUUGUAUUCACUAAGAAGUUCCUGUGGGACGAUGUGAUAGAGGCCGCCGAAAAAAAGAAGAAGGAAGAGGGCGAAAGGCAGCGCACACGGAUGAAGAAAAGGUUUUGA
Molecule: messenger RNA, 1314 nt
Organism: Cyclocybe aegerita
Lineage: Eukaryota; Fungi; Basidiomycota; Agaricomycetes; Agaricales; Hemipholiotaceae
Source: the annotation of a GenBank genome assembly